Messenger RNA from Saccostrea echinata, 6829 nucleotides. RefSeq names its product kinetochore-associated protein 1-like. Bases 5 to 6550 code for a protein of 2181 amino acids. Gene Ontology annotation, molecular function: small GTPase binding. Gene Ontology annotation, cellular component: cytoplasm; RZZ complex; kinetochore microtubule. The record is from RefSeq and is a predicted model, not a curated record. The transcript has 61 exons. NCBI's taxonomy places the organism in Eukaryota, Metazoa, Mollusca, Bivalvia, Ostreida, Ostreidae. Gene Ontology annotation, biological process: protein localization to kinetochore involved in kinetochore assembly; mitotic sister chromatid segregation; mitotic spindle assembly checkpoint signaling.
AAAAAUGCCAUGGGAUAUUGUCAGUUCAGAUUUUGGGGGAGAAGAAACGGUCAACUUUGGGCCGCGGGAGGAGUCAGGGUCAGCACUGUACCAGAUUGAUACCCUGGCUACAAUAUCAUCACAAAAAAAGGAAACAGAAGUUCCCCAUAUUGUGAGUUCAGUGAGAGGAGAAUUAGCUUGCCUGUCUGUAGAUAGACAUGUCUCUGUGUUCACUGACUGUCAACACACCACCACUCUGGCUUAUGAUGCUGUUAUAGAAGAAAUGGCUCUGAGUGAAGAUGGGGAGCUGAUGAUUCUGGGGGAUUCUUCAGGGAGGCUUCAUAUUCUGGACACCGAGGCCUGUAAAAUGAUCUUCUCUCAUAUUGUUACACCACCUAACAGAGUGGGGAAAACAUUUAGUCGGAUCAAAUGUUUUGAUGCAGAAGAAGGUUUGUACAAUUUAUUUGUGCUGGCAGUCAGUGGAGAACUGAAGAUCUUGAAGAGUUUUAACAAGGAAACAUUUUUGGCUGGAGGGGAUGGGAUUCGUACCGUGCUGAAAGAGAAACUGAUCUCGACCAACAUUAGUCAGGUCCAUUCCUCAGUAACUGACUUACUGUGUUUAGAUGACAGCUUCAUUACUAUGGGGAUUGGAGAUGGAAUUCUGGGAGUUUGGGAAUGGGAAGGCAGGGAAGCAGUUCUUGAUGAGGAAGUUGGAGAUUACUUAAUCUCAGCCUCUGGAAUUGUACAAGGAAAAGUCACCAAUGAUGGAAAUUUCUUAUUCUCUUUGGAUACCAAGGGUAAUUUGUGUCUGUGGAGCACCCAGGCCUGGUUUCUUCUGAAGCAGUGGACAGAGGUCAAAGUUCAGGAGUUCCAGUUAUUAGAAACAAGAGAAGUUCAGAAUCAGGGCUUACAUGACAUGAGGCUAGCUCUGAUCACUACACCAGUAGAAGGACACAGUACACUGAUGAUCCAGAGUCUGCCAAACUUUGAGAGUAUCUAUAACUUACAGCUGAAUGCUCCCUGCUUCAUCUCCGACUGUCUGCCUUCACAGGAAUAUUUAUUUAUAGUGGAGUGUUGUCCCGAUGCAGAAUAUCCCAGUUUAGUGUCCACAGUGAGAUUCCGUUGUCUGACCGAGACCAAUCCAGAAUCCAGACUGUAUCGUAUCCUGUCCAAGAAGAAAUUUGAAGAAGCAGUGCUGUUUGCAAAGAUGUAUCAUUUAGAAAUUGAUCAUGUAUACAAGGUAAAAGUGAAUUAUCUGCUAGAGCAGUUGUCUCCCUGGAAUAUGAAGAAAUAUACAGAAGACACCACUAAUGACCUGAUAGAGCAGCUCUGGGAAUGUCUACAGUUUGUCAAGGAUGAUUUAGAGCUGAUAGAGAACUGUAUGAACUCUGCCCUCCCUACACUGGGCCUCACACAACAAAUGUUGGAGUAUUGCAGAAAAAUGUUGAUGGAAUUUCCUGAGCAAAAAUUAGAUACCAAAGGGAAGAAAAAACAGCACAGUUUAACCACCAAGUUGAAUGAAAUCUCUCGAAGAUUGAACACGUAUCGUAUGGCAUACAGCUCCAAUCAGUACAGUGCUGACAACUGGGACCAUUUCAGAAAGGCUGAUCUACUAGAGGAGGCUCAACACAACAUGAGGAUGGGGAAUCUUAGUGUGGGACUCACCAUCUGGGUCCAACAUCAGUCUGAGUGGGAGAGAAUCUUGAAGCCUGGUGUGGUAGAUGCCUUCCUGUCCUAUAUACCAGAGAAAGUGAAAGCUGUAGAAAUACUUGGUAUUCUGAGGGACAGCAUCAUCCCUUAUGUCAUCAGACUCAUUCCAGAUAAACUGGAAAGCCUAGUCUCUUGGGUCAUCAGAAAAGCCACAAAUCUUGAACUGAUGGAAAAAAGUGCUUGGCCUCUGAAUGGUCUGGAGUUUAUGCGGUCCAUCUAUGACUGUCUGUGUCAGGCCCUGGAGAUACACUACACUGAGGAUACAUGUGACCAGUCAGACCUCGUCAAUAAGACCAAGAUCAACAUAGCAGCUGUGUUGGACCCUGUGAAGAAACUGAUCACAAAUUUACAACACCUGUAUGACCUCUACCACAAGUACAGGUGUUAUCUGACCUUUGCUCAGUUCCUAGCUGAGACCACAGAGUCAGUGACCUUUAGGAUGUUGGAUAAUGUGGUUGCCUUGGAGAUGAUUCAGACUCGCCUGACCCAGCAGAUCCGACCUUACAUGCAGGAGCAUUACCUGAAAGAGGACACAGUCUUCACUAAAUAUGUCAAGGAUUUGUUAGAGAGAAGCAUGGGACUGACCUCAUUCUAUGGAGAAGCUCCAUGGGAAGCCAAAGUGAUAGCAGUCAUUGGUUGUAUCAAAGACCCCAGGUCCAAGUGUGAAGCCAUUCUGGAGACGAUGAAGAUGGCACGUAUUCCUCUGUCGGCUCAGAUUGAGAAACUCAUACAGGAGGGCAUGGAAUUAGAACAUCCCAAAGCCACAGAGAUACAGGAGCAAUACAAGAUGGUGACUGUCAGAAAACUGGUUCUAAAGUACGGAGUCAACCGGGUACCAGACAAACAAUCCAAUGAGGACCUGAUUAAGUACAUCCUGGUCCAAGACAAACCAGACUGUGUACAGGACGCCCUGAGUGUGAUGGAGGCGUACGGUAACACAGAGUACGAACAGGAAAUCUAUCUCUUCAAGUGUAGAGAUCUCAUUCACAAAAACAAGUUAUACGAGUGUAUGGAGCUGCUGAGACAGUGCCCCACCCACUUGACCUUGACCUGCUGUCGUCACCUGAUAGGAUUCGUCAUUGUUCACCUUAAAGACCCAGUCAUCUUUGAUAAAAAUGUUUGCUUCAUCAGAAAACAAUUGUUGUGUGAGGCUGGGAUUUACUUGAUCAAAUUCAUUAUCAGCAGAAUUCCAGAUCGUUUUGAAGUUGAGGAUUUAGAGUUUCUACUGUUUAAUUUGAAAAAUGUCCAUGCCUUACUGAAAGAAUUCUCCAUUUAUCUAACACUGGACCAGUAUGUUAAACCAGACUUCAGAAGGAAAACCCUGCAUAGCUACAUGGUGGACUUUUUCAAAAAGGAGAGCAGAAAUUGGACAGAGGCUUACAGACUGGCAGAGAUUUUACAGGUGUCUAAUAUUGAGAUGGAAGGGGAGAUGAUCAUGCAAGCUGCUAAAAAUGGAGAAAUCAAAGAUGUUCUCAGAAUCUGCAAGAAACUGCUGGACUCGGGUCCCUCAGAGAAGACUGCUGAGAUUUUCUACAAUGUGGCCUUGGUGCUACAAGAAGUGUUAAGUGAAUCAGAGAAUGGAGUAGAGAACCUGAGGAGCUUACCUAAGAUCACACAUCAACUGGUGUGUCAGGCCAUGAACAUGUGCUCACCGAGUCUCCUGCCGAGUCUGAUCACACUCAGUAAAGUGACGAGUCUCUGUGAAGCUGUAGACAGUCAAUGUGAAGCAGCAAGCACCUGUCAGGAUGAGAUUUGGGAGGGAAUUGUACAGGGCAAGACAGUGGACAGAGAUUGGAGAAUUGAUGACUCAUUUCAGGAUGAUGCUCUUGUGAUGAAUUCACAGUUUGUCCUCCCACUGGUCGCAAAGUAUGCAGAGUCACAGCCAGCUACCACAGCUAAUGAAGAUAAACCUAGCCCUGACCUGGCAGUCCAGAAACAGACUGUGUUACCUGUCCUCCAACAUCUCAAGGACAAUAGUCAUCACCUGCUGGCUCUACAGUUUGCCCUUCAUAUGACCUUCAAUGCCAUGGAAACCAUUAUGCCAGCCACAGAACAACAUGACUCAAGCAACCCUGUGGAUAAUAAUAAAGUGAAUCAACUGAUGCAGCAAAGUUCACCCCUCAUCAGGGAGUUCACCUCAGCUCUUCUCAUGAAGGUUUUUAACUGUCAAGAAGUGAAUCACAGACUGGCCCUGGCUUUACUCAUCAACCGACCUAAAAACGAGGGACUGAAGAUGAUGAUGAGCCUGAUUAAAGCCUCGGGACACAAGUAUAAGAAACUGAGGGCCAUGGGUAAUGUGGGUAUAGGCAUUGGUCAGCUUUAUAGAGAGGCCUCAGUGAUAGAGAUGUGUGAGAAACUGAAAAAGAAUGCCAGCUGGGGACACAGAUUGGGAAAAAUAAAGAUAAAUUUCAGUGAAGUAUUUGGAAAUCCUGACAGUGAAAAAAGAAAGUUGCUGCCGCAACUCGUCCAAAGUGAGGCAGCUUCUGUUUCCCUGAUCCAAGAAUUUUGUCGGGAGUUUUGUCUGGAUGAGGAUGAGGCAUUGAUGCUGUAUCUGGAUCACGUCUUCACCACACCUGAAUCUCCGGAUCUGUUGAAUGGAAAAUCGAAGCUGGAUAAAGCUCGAAUUGCUAUCAGAGAGAUCAGUGCCAAAGACAAUCUGAUGAAAAAACUAGUAACCAUGUACAGCAAGACAGAUUCCUAUGAUUAUGAAACCUUGGCUUUCCUUUUAAAUGAGAUGCAGAGACUGGAAAUUCAGAUAAAUCAACUUCAUCCAGACAAGGUCUUGUUGUUGCUUAACUACUUGAGAGUUUAUAAGAGGAAGUCAGAACCCUCUAAGUAUGAGGUACAGCACCACUCAGGAGAAAACAGGGACGAUCUUCAAAUAAUGGAGUGUUUACCUGCUGCCAGUAAAAACCGUCUUCCAUUUCAUCCCCUGGUAAAUGAUGACCCCUGGAAAAUCAUCACACCAGAGUUGACCAAGGAGACUAUAGCUACCUGGUUGAACAUGGCACCGCUUUUAAAGCUGGACCGAGACCAGUUGUUCUUGAUGACCAUCAGAAACAUGGUACAGAGACACGUGGGUGUGGUGAAGAAAUCCGGUCAUCAGCCCGGAAAUAAUGCUGUGGACAAGGCACAGUGGAACUGGGAGAUGAAGGAGGCCAACACAGAACUUCUGAGUGAUGUACAGGAGCUUCUGAAGCAGGUGUCUAACUGUGAAACAGCUAUGGCCUGUGCUAAAUGGAUGGUAGCUGAGCUACCACUAGGUGCAGAGAAAGUACUUGCUCUGGCUGGCUGUAUGACAUAUGCAGAGCUUUGGUAUAAAUCGGUCCCUGAAGAUAAUCCAACGAAGGAAAAAGCAAAAGCAGCUUACAAAAAGUUCCUGGGUGCCUACCAACGUUUGGCAACAGAGCAAAUUCUGUUUGUAAACAAAGUCGGAGAGCCCGAUUUAGUGCAGUUGGCUGGAAAUCCUGCCAAACUGAUCUCCAAACUGUACGAACACCACAGCAUCACACAGACAGAUCCUUCACUGCCUAGACCAGAUAUCCACAAGGUGGCAGAGGAGAUAGCUAGAGUGACCCACACUGACCUUCAUAAGAUGAGACUGACCCUCAUCAAUCAAUGGCUUCCAUCCUCAUCCUCCAAACUGACUGAUGGAGAGUCGACCGUAACAUUUAACUUUGAGAGUCUGAAGUUGGCAGAACAAAGCAUGAUGAAUGAUGCAGAAGAUGAAAUUAUCAACUUAAAAAGAGUUCUGUACCUCCUUCAGCAAGGAUCAGCUGAGGAGAAUGUCACUUUUCUCCUUAACUUUGUUUUUGAGAAUCAGAAUACUGGAGAAAUGACCUCAGUCACAAAUAUGUGUAAGAUGCGAGCCUUACAUUGCUUGCUGGAGUUACGUCAAGAUGAGAUUGUCCAGAAAAUGUGUGGACGUAGUAUUGAGGACCUUAGGAACCUGCUGAAGACGACCAGUUACCUGAUAGCCCUGGAGAAGCUCCACAUACUGCACUCAGUGGAGACGUUUGAAUCCUCCAACAAGGAGGGGCUGAUCAAAGGAAUCUGGAGGAAUCACAGUCAUCAAAAAUCUGCCUGCAUGCUGGUAGCUGCCCUGUGUUUGGACUACAAAAUUUAUGAUGUUCAGAUCUGGAAUGGAGUUUUACAACAGCUUGUUCACUUUGGUUUGAUGGACCAGCUGGAAUAUGUGUUAGGAAGACUGAAUGCAGCACCAGAAGUCUGGCAGGCUUCCAUGUUCUCCAGAGCUUGGCAAACCAUGUUAGUCACGCCACUUACAAAAGUGGUUGCCCCAUUGACAGGGGACCAAUUAGACACUUGUGUUCACAUCUUCAAUUUGAUAAUUAGGUGCCCUGUGCUGAGUGACACUAACAUUAUAUCUGUGGUGAGACAGCAGUACCUGAAGCUAGAGCUCCCUCUGUGUGCGUUUGCUUGUGUGUUACUGUCAGACAACUCCAUACAGGAACAGCAGGAGAUUCUAAGUCAGCAUAGACUGGGCUUACUUAAAGAUUGUAAUAGAUUGAUGAAACAUGGAAUGAUGGCAGUGGAAAUCAAAAAGGUUGAGGAAGCAGUAUUUCUCUACCUCCUUGACACAGAAGAUUUCCAAGAAAUAUCUGAAUCACCAUUAUCCAAGUCCUUUUUUAAGUUUGCUGUGGAACAUAACAACAUAGAUGGUAUUCUUCAGUUUGCAGUCAGACAUCAAAAAAUAAAAGAAGCAGCCUCAUUACUGGGGAUGUUAUGUUCCCGGAAUGCUCUCUUGGCUAAAAGACUGGAAUCCUACAGGGCUGAUUCUAUAUUUAUGCUGAAGAAAUAUUUGGAACUACAAGGACAUCAGGAGGUGAGCGAAAUGAUUUAGAGAUUCUGGAAAAUGUCAUCCAAAGGGAAAACUCCACAGUUCAAACAAAAAAUAGUGUUCAUUACGACUAAAGUCUGCAAUAUUAACACAGAUUCCACAUGAAAUCUUUAUACAUGUAUAUUCAAGAAUUUUAGAAAAAGAUUUUCUUGUUUAAAAGCAAUGCUAUACAUGAACUGUGGAUAAAAUGUUAAUGACAAAAUGUGUUCAAGUAAAAUCUUGAGAUAAAAUAAUAUACAUGCAUGUACAUGUGAAUAUAAUUAACACACUGUUGUGUCUAAU